Messenger RNA from Zasmidium cellare ATCC 36951, 960 nucleotides. RefSeq lists its product as uncharacterized. Bases 1 to 960 code for a protein of 319 amino acids. The record is from RefSeq and is a predicted model, not a curated record. The transcript is spliced from 4 exons. NCBI's taxonomy places the organism in Eukaryota, Fungi, Ascomycota, Dothideomycetes, Mycosphaerellales, Mycosphaerellaceae.
AUGUCGAACAGCAAGGACGUCUUCGCAUCGCCACAGUACGGUCCAACAACGUAUCCCGACCAUACUCAACUGGAAACACAAAGAAAGCUAAUCCACACAUGCAGCUCAUACCUACCACCAUCUUCAGAAAUCACUGGCUUUCUAAACUCCGCACCUUCUAACUCCACCGCUACAAGACAGGCGGCGUCGAGAGACCCGAGGCGAACCCCUUCGUGGAGGAGGCGCAAGAGGCGGGGUGGUGGAGGGUCGAUGGUGAUUUCAUUCGGGGUGCUUUGCGGGGGUCGUUGGAAGCAGAGAACUGAGGCGGUUGAUUUGGCUUCAACUUCACAAGCCUGCUUAACCAGUCAAAAACACCCACUUGCCGGCACGCCCGAGGAAGUAAAGGGUGGCGCGACGCCGCAAUAUGGUCCGCCCAUGUCGCCCGCCAUCUUCAGUGAGAAAUGGUACGCCAAAUUCGAAGAGCUGCUAGCGACGAGCUUUUUCUGUACCCGCGAAGCCGACGCGACCUGGAUUGCCGACGUGUGCGAAGCAGGCUACGAGCACCUCUUCAACUUCCACGCUCAAGCCGCAGAACUCGACUUGCAAGAAGGAGAUCUCCCCAAACCUCAUGCACCUAAAGCUGCCGUGGACUCCGAGACUGAGCCAUCGUCGCCAAGAGCUAUGGCUGCGCAGGUCCGCACUGCCAGUCCGUUUUACGCCGCAGCGACUCUGCUGGACAUGGUCCACCCAUUUCUUUGCAGGCUGCAGUCUAUGAAGCUGGGCAAGCGAAUGCACGGCAUAUCGUGGCAGCAAUUGCCGUUGAGUGUUCGACAGCGCAUCAAUGAGCUCAUGCUGAAAGUCGAGGAUGCCAAGAAAGCCAAAUGGUGGAGUCUUUCGGAGACGCAGGAGAAGAGAUUGGUGGGAGAGUUGGGCGAGUACGAGGCGCGCUGGGACUUGCAGUAUCGAUUGCGGACCACUUGA